CAGGAAGCGGGUGCCGGGUGCCAGAGCUGCUAGAAAGAAACGAAACUGAAAGCGGUGAGUUUCCGCAAAUUUCGGGGAGGAGGAGAGGAAGCUGGGGAAGGCAGGGUCUCCAGCGUCCGUCCCUCUUUCACGCCCCGCGAGGGACCGAGGACCUAGGACCCGGCGCAGCGCCCGCCCCCGGGGCCAGCGAGCUGGGCGUGGUGGGGAGAGCCGCGCAGGGAAACGAAACCCGAAACCCAGAGGCGGCGGCGGAGCCUUGCUUCCUGGCACCUGAGCCGGGCUGCCAUGGACGUGUACCGCACUCGGGCCGCCGCGCUGGACGGGUUCGUGGCCAGCAGGCUGCAGCCGCGGAAGAAGUUCGUGGAGAAGACGCGGCGCGCCCUGGGCGACCUGGCCGCUGCCCUGAGGGAGCGCGGAGGCCGUCCUGGCGCCGCUGCCCCGCGGGUGCUGAAAACUGGCAAGGGAGGCUCCUUUGGCCGGGGCACAGCUCUCAAGGGUGGCUGUGAUUCUGAACUUGUCAUCUUCCUCGACUGCUUCAAGAGCUAUGAGGACCAGAGGACCCUUCGUGCAGAGAUCCUCAGUGAAAUGCGGACAUUGGUGGAAUCCUGGUGGCAGAGCCCAGUCCCUGGUCUGAGCCUCGAGUUUCCUGAGCAGCACAUGACUGGGGCCCUGCAGUUCCGCCUGACAUCCAGAGAUCCUGAGGACUGGAUGGAUGUUAGCCUGGUGCCUGCCUUCAAUGUCCUGGGUCAGGCUGCCUCUGGCAUCAAACCUGAGCCACGAGUCUACUCCACCCUCCUCAACAGUGGCUGCCAAGCGGGCGAGUACGCAGCCUGCUUCACAGAGCUGCGGAGGAACUUUGUGAACAUUCGCCCAGCCAAGUUGAAGAACCUGAUCUUGCUGGUGAAGCACUGGUACCGCCAGGUGCUCCCACAGGGGUUGCAGAAGGAGACGCUGCCCCCGGUCUAUGCCCUGGAACUGCUGACUAUCUUCGCCUGGGAGCAGGGCUGUAAGAAGGAUGCUUUCAGCCUGGCCCAAGGCCUCCGGACUGUCCUGCACCUGAUCCAACAGCAUCAGCACCUGUGUGUUUUCUGGACCAUCAACUACGGCUUCGAGGACCCUGCCAUCGGGCGGUUCUUGCAGCGGCAGCUUGAGAGACCCAGGCCUGUGAUCCUGGACCCAGCUGACCCCACAUGGGACGUGGGGAAUGGGGCAACCUGGCACUGGGAUUUGCUGGCCCAGGAGGCAGCAUCCUGCUGUGACCAGCCGUGCUUUCUACAGGCGACGGGGGACCCAGUGCAGCCCUGGGAAGGGCCAGGCCUUCCAUGUGCCAGGCGCUCAGGUUUGGGCCACCCCAUCCAGCUAGACCCUAACCAGAAGACCCCUAAAAACAGCAAGAGCCGCAAUGCUGUGCACCCAAGGGCAGGGAGCAAGCCACCCUCAUGCCCAGCUCCCGGUGCCGCUGGGGCAGCCAGUGUCGCCCCCUCUGUGCCGGGAAUGGCCUUGGAUCUGCCUCAGAUCCCCACCAAGGAGCUGGACCGCUUCAUCCAGGACCACCUGAAGCCAAGGCCCCAGUUCCAGGAGCAGGUGAAAAGGGCCAUCGAUGUCAUCUUGCGCUGCCUCCGUGAGAAGUGUGUUCACAAAGCCUCAAGAGUCAGCAAAGGGGGCUCCUUCGGCCGGGGCACAGACCUAAGGAAUAACUGUGAUGUUGAACUCAUCAUCUUCCUCAACUGCUUCACGGCCUACAAGGACCAGGGGGCCCGCCGCGCAGAGAUCCUUGAUGACAUGCGAGUGCAGCUAGAAGCCGGGUGGCAGGACCAGGUCUCAGAACUGAGCCUUCAGUUUCCUGAGCAGAAUGUGCCUGAGGCCCUGCAGUUCCAGCUAGUGUCCACGGCCCUGAAGAGCUGGGCGGAUGUUAGCCUGCUGCCUGCCUUUGAUGCUGUGGGGCAGCUCAGUUCUGGCAUCAAACCAAAUCCCCAGGUCUACUCGAAUCUCCUCCUCAGUGGCUGCCAGGAGGGCGAGCAUAAGGCCUGCUUUGCAGAGCUGCGGAGGAACUUCGUGAACAUUCGCCCCGUCAAGCUGAAGAACCUGAUUCUACUGGUGAAGCACUGGUACCGCCAGGUUGCGGCCCGGAAUGAAGGAAAACGACCAGCCCCUGCCUCUCUGCCCCCAGCCUACGCCCUGGAGCUCCUUACCAUCUUUGCCUGGGAGCAGGGCUGCAGGGAGGACUGUUUCAACAUGGCCCAGGGUUUCCGGACGGUGCUGGGGCUUGUGCAGCAGCAUCAGCAGCUCUGUGUCUACUGGACGGUCAACUAUAGCACCGAGGACCCAGCUCUGAGAAUGCACCUUCUUGGCCAGCUUCGAAAACCCAGACCUCUGGUCCUGGACCCCGCUGAUCCCACCUGGAACGUGGGCAAGGGUGGCUGGGAGCUGUUGGCCCAGGAUGCAGCAGUGCUGGGGAUGCAGGCCUGCUUUCUGAAUAGAGACGGGACACCUAUACAGCCCUGGGAUGUGAUGCCCGCCCUCCUUUACCAAACCCCAGCUGGGGACCUUGACAAGUUCAUCAGUGAAUUUCUCCAGCCCAACCGCCAGUUCCUGGGCCAGGUGAACAAGGCCGUUGAUACCAUCUGUUCAUUUCUGAGGGAAAACUGCUUCCGGAAUUCUCCCAUCAAAGUGAUCAAGGUGGUCAAGGGCGGCUCUUCAGCCAAAGGCACAGCUCUGCGAGGCCGCUCAGACGCCGACCUCGUGGUGUUCCUCAGCUGCUUCAGCCAGUUCGCUGAGCAGGGGAACAAGCGGGCCGAGAUCAUCUCUGAGAUCCGAGCCCAGCUGGAGGCAUGUCAACAGGAGCAGCAGUUCGAGGUCAAGUUUGAGGUCUCCAAAUGGGAGAAUCCCCGCGUGCUGAGCUUUUCACUGACUUCCCAGACGAUGCUGGACCAGAGUGUGGACUUUGACGUGCUGCCAGCCUUUGAUGCUCUAGGCCAGCUGGUCUCUGGCUCCAGGCCCAGCUCUCGAGUCUACGUUGACCUCAUCCACAGCUACAGCAAUGCGGGCGAGUACUCCACCUGCUUCACAGAGCUGCAGCGGGACUUCAUUGUCUCUCGCCCCACCAAGCUGAAGAGCCCCUGCAAAGUGUUAGAUGAAAAGGGAAAGUAGCCCAGCCAGUGCCACAGGUGGACACCUAGAUGUUGCCAGGAGUAAGACUGACCCUGCUUGGGAAUUACAGGCCUAUCAUCCUGGAUCCAGCUGACCCAACAGGAAACCUGGGCCACAGUGCCCGCUGGGACCUGUUGGCCAAGGAAGCUGCAGCCUGCAUUUCUGCCCUGUGCUGCAUGGGACGGAAUGGCAUCCCUAUCCAGCCAUGGCCAGUGAAGGCUGCUGUGUGAAGUCGAGAAAAGCAGCGGUCCUACGGAUGAAGAGAAGAUGGACACCAGCCCUCAGCAUUAGGAAAUUCAGGGUCCCCUGCCAGAUGAGAGAGAUUGUGCGCGUGUGUGUGUGUGUGUGUGUGUGUGUGUAUGCACAUGUGCAUGUGGGUGUUUUAGUGAAUCUGUUCUCCCACUCCCCUGCCUCCCAUGGCUUCCGCACUAGGAUCCAGAUUCCAUGGUUUGACACCAGCCUGCAUUUGCAGCUUCUCUAUCACCACCACGACUCUAUUCUCUUAGCACCACGGCUGCAACCUACCCAGCUGAGAAUACCCCCUCCUCCCUGACUCCUCUCUGCCCAUGCAAAUUAAUUGACAUCCUUCCUCCCGCUGCAAUGCAUCCCUUCCUCCCACUGGCCUCUCCCUCCCAACUCUGAAUACUUUAUAUAGGGAUGGCAUAGAAUUUCCAUCUCAUUUGUCAACUACAGUCAUUUGGUACUGGCUGCCUGAAUCCUUAUCUUCUGAAGGAUUUUAAAGAAUGGACAAAUAGCUGAAAAGAAUGACCUAAUCGAUUAGUGAUGUCUCCCAUGGAUGCAGUAGAGGGAAGUGGUGGUAUUCAUGCCAUGAUUGAUUAGCAAUGUCUGCACUGGAUGCAGAAAAGAGAAGGUACUCACAGGUUUACUGUGUGGGAGGGCUAUUGAGGAGCUCUCUGAGCUCAGUUGCUAGCAGGAAAGCAUGCCCAUAUUGGCUUACUUUGUCUGCCACAGACACAGACAAAGGGAGUUGGGAGAUGUAUGUUAUAGGGAUCCUCUUAUUGGACACCUAAUUGGAUGCCUCUUCAUGGGAAGCCUCCGUCUCUUCACCUUUCAUGCUGCACUCCUCCCCUAGUUUACACAUCUUGAUGCCGUGGCUCAGUUUGCCUUCUUGAAUUUUUAUUGGAUUCCUGUUUUCUCUCCUAACAUGCUGAGCUUCUGCAUCCCCAGAGCCUAAACCUGAGCCAGUGCCCAAACAACUGGGCUCAGUCUGUUUCUCUCUGCUCUCCAGAGCAAGGCCCACCAAGUCCAUGCAGGAGGCACUCCUGACCUCAAGUCCAGCAACAGUGCCCACACUAGUCAAGGUUCAGCCCAGAAAACAGAAAGCACUCCAGGAAUCUUAAGCAGAAAGGGAUUUUAUCUAAAUCACUGGAAAGGCUGGAGGGGCAGAAGGCAGAGGCCACCACUGGACUAUGAGUUUCAAGAUUAGACCACUGUAGCCAAAUCAGCGAUCAGAGAGCUGCCACUGCUGCUGCUAAUGCCACCACUGCCCCUGCCAUCACUACCUCACACAGACAAAGUGGGAGUCAAGACCUGGGGAGUUAGAUUCCUUCAGUCACAAACAUCCAUCAGGGAUGGCCAGCCGCUAGAGCUGCAGGAAGAUGGCUGCUACCUCCCUUUCUUACCAGAAUCUAAAUUACAGUCAGAACUCUUGCUGCAGAGGAGUCUGAGACAUAUAUGACGCGACUCACACCCACUGCAACACAGAGAGAAAUGGGUGCUGAGUGCCGAGGGGCAGAGUCCCCAGCAGAUACAUCCUGGCCUUCUGUUAGGUGGAUGAGGGAGUGGGUCUAUCCCAGAGGGAGGAACAGGAAACAGAGGAAGGAAGCCACUGAAACUUAGCUGCUAGGAAUGUUAGAUUGAGUGGUAUGAGAAGAGCCUUCCCUAGUUAUCAUCAUUCUUGGAGAGAGGAGAGCAACCAAAGGCAGCUCCUCUGAUUGACCUGGAGCCAGUUCUCUGCCGUCUUUGGCUCGGCCUACAGGGACUAGAGUAGGUGAAGGGCCAGAGGACAGGCCUUCUAAUACCUGUUGGGCCAUAUUGAUGACCUCCAUCCCUGUCCCCCCGUCUUGGUGCUGAACCAAUACCACAGGCACCUUCUUAGACUCACCUGGUGGAUACUGGAUGGUAAUCCAAGGUUAGAACUCUCAGGACCCUCUCGGAUCAGCCCUGGCUGCUACCACACGCAUAUCCAAGAGCUCAGGGCCAGCUCUGGGGGGCAGCAGAAACCUGCUCUGUCCAGCAGCAGAGUGGCCCUGGCAUGGGCAUCACAAGUCGGUGAUGCUCCUCCUGGCCAGAUCAGGUGGCAGGUCCCAGUUGGGUACCUCCCAUUCCCACCACACAGACUCUGGGCUUCCCUCCAAAAUGGCUCCAGAAUUAGGGUAAUUAUGAGAUGGUGGGAACCAGGGCAGCUCAGGUGUGUGAUACAAGGAAUAGUUUUCAUCUGGGCAGGAGAGAGAGGCGGUCCUGCUGAUCUGAACAGGGGUGUAUUCCAUUCCAGGCCCUCAGUCUUUGGCAGUGGCUACCCUGGUGUUUACAUAUUGGCCCACUGUGCCUUUUGGGGGCUUCCCGGUCUAGCCACACCCUUGGAUAGAAAGACAACCGCAUAAAGAUGUUGGUUCUCCCUGAGUUGAUUGUUAGACUUAGUGGUCACCCUAAAAAUACACACAUGUGCUUUUCUAUGAACCAGAUAAGUUGAUACUAAUGUUCUUAUGGAAAAAUACACACACAAUAGCCAGGAAAACACAGGAAAAGAAAAGCUCUGAGCAGGGCCUAGCCUUGGCUAAUAUUAAAACAUGCUAUGAAGCCUCUGAUAUUUACACAGCAUGGUGCUGGUACCUAAAAAACAGACCAGUGCAAUUGGAUGGCUCUUUCCAAGACUCUGGGGAUAAAAGUAACCAAAAGCUAAAUGCAGUCAAUCAUCCAUUGAAAGCUAAGUGAGAGAGCCAGAGGGCCUCCUUGGUGGUGUAAAGAGGCUUGCAUUUCUUGCAGCUAGAAGACAGAGAAAGUGAAGACCAAGUCCAGAAUGAGUCCUAAGAAAUGCAGGACUCCAAAGAAAUUGGUGGGUGUGUGUUUUGUGUGUGUGUGUGCGAUUUUUAAAUUUUUAAUUUUUACCAAGUUUUUUGUUGAGAUAUAGGUCACAUACCAUAAAUCUCUCACCCUUUUAAAGUGUACAAUUCAGUGUUGUGAGUAUAUUCAUAAGAUUUAUACUUGGUAUCUAUUCAUAAGACUUAUAUUGAAUAUAUUCAUAAGGAGAGCUGUAUCACAGAUGCAUUCAUCAUCAUAAUUCCAGGCAUUUUUCAUCAACCUAAAAGGAAACCCUGAAACCCAUUAGCAGUCAUUCCCCAUUCCUCCAACCCAUUCUCCCCCUAAUCCCUAGGAACCGCCAGUCUACUGUGUGUUUCAUCUAUUGCAAACAUUUUAUAUAAAUGGCAUCAUAUAAUA
Messenger RNA from Cebus imitator (Panamanian white-faced capuchin), 6609 nucleotides. It is a transcript of the gene OAS3, whose product is annotated as 2'-5'-oligoadenylate synthetase 3. Lineage: Eukaryota; Metazoa; Chordata; Mammalia; Primates; Cebidae. Gene Ontology annotation, cellular component: membrane; cytosol; nucleoplasm. The record is from RefSeq and is a predicted model, not a curated record. The transcript is spliced from 14 exons. Bases 286 to 3150 code for a protein of 954 amino acids. Gene Ontology annotation, molecular function: double-stranded RNA binding; 2'-5'-oligoadenylate synthetase activity. Gene Ontology annotation, biological process: negative regulation of viral genome replication; defense response to virus; regulation of ribonuclease activity.